Molecule: messenger RNA, 919 nt
Organism: Cherax quadricarinatus
Lineage: Eukaryota; Metazoa; Arthropoda; Malacostraca; Decapoda; Parastacidae
Source: RefSeq, a predicted model, not a curated record
UGUCUGGGAAGGGUGGGUGUGUGGCUGCUGCUGCAGUAAGAGUCCCUCUCUGAGAGACUCUGAGUUUACACUGGACCAGCGGAUGGUGCCACUCUUGUUCCACCGAGGCUAAAUAAGCAGUGAGGAAUAGAAACCAGUGAUGGCAUGGUUAAAUUGUUCUUGGUUUAUGAAGAGAAGCGUUAAUUAAUACAAGGAAGAGCGAGGUAUAAGUUGAAGAUACCUUACAAGUUGAUCUGACUACCCAAGACCGUCUACCACACAGUAGUUUGAGACGAUGUCUUCCAGAACUAUGACUUCUUUCCUCAACCUACUGACCUGCCUGGUUCUAGUGGUGACAACAACAGUGCCGCCAGUGACGGACACUGGCCAGGAUGCUGUCACUGUCCAGACCGCGGAGAUGCCCAGCGGAGAAGCAUCUUCCUCCUCCUCCUCCUCCUCAGCAUCCUCCUCAUCUCCCAUCAGCCUUAUCUCCCACAGAGACGGUCCCAGGGUGGACACGCGGCAUUCCGGAAACGUGUCGUCGGUGCUGGGACGGACGGCGUCUCUACGGUGUCGCGUCCUCGACAAGGGCAACAAGACGGUGUCCUGGAUCAGACACAGGGACCUACACCUGCUUACCGUCGACAAAUACACCUACACAUCUGAUCAAAGAUUCCAGGCUAUGUUUGAGCCGUCGACUGGUGACUGGGUGUUGUUGGUGGCAUCAGUGCAACUGAGGGACAGAGGGGUCUAUGAGUGCCAGAUUGGCACCACGCCUCCCAGGAGUCACUUUGUGGCACUGCAUAUAAUUGAGCCUCGUACGGAGAUCCUGGGAGGAGAUGACCUGCAUAUAAACACAGGUUCAACCAUUAAUCUGACCUGCCUGGUGCUGUACCAUGCUCGCUCCCCUCAUGCUAUCACCUGGCACCAUGAGGGCAAG